AUGGGUCCAGGGAAUGGAACUGCAGUUACUGAGUUCAUCCUAGACGGCUUCUCAGGGCUCACCCAAAGACUGCAGCUAUUUCUCUCUCUGGUCAUUCUGCUCAUGUACCUGACAACAGUGAUCGGGAAUGCAACCAUCAUCUUCCUUGUGUGUGUGGAUCACCACCUGCAAACCCCUAUGUACUUUUUCAUCAGCAAUUUGGCCUUCCUGGAAAUCUGGUUCACAUCCUCCACAAGUAUCAAUUUGUUUGUGAUCCUGGGUUUUGGAAGGAGAACGAUUUCACUAGGCACCUGCUUUGCUCAAUCCUAUUUCUGUUUUGCCCUGGGCUGUACAGAGUUUGUUCUGCUUGUUGUCAUGUCCUUUGAUCGCUAUGUUGCUAUCUGCCAACCUUUGCAUUAUGCUGCCAUCAUGAAGCCUCAGCUCUGCAUCUACUUAGUUGUUGCAGCUUGGGUCAUAAGCCUCACACUCUUCAGUUACCGCCUGGUUCUCCUCUAUCAGUUGACUUUCUGUGGCUCAAACAAGAUCCACCAUUUCUUCUGUGACAACUCCCCCUUAUUCAAACUGUCCUGCUCUGACACCAGUCUGCUUUGGAAAACAGACUCUGUUUUAGCAUCAUUUGUCGUCCUGGGUUCUUUAUGUUUAACUCUGGCAUCCUACAUGCGCAUCCUUUAUUGUAUACUGAACCUUCCAGCAGCCUCUGGGAGGAAGAAAGCUUUUACCACAUGUUCUUCCCAUCUCACCACCUUAGCUAUCGUAUAUGGGAGCUGCAUUGCUCUCUAUGCAUGUCCUUCAGGAGAUGUUCCCUUAGAGACCAACAGAAUUGUAGCUUUGCUGAACACUGUUCUGUACCCAUUCUUAAAUCCCUUCAUCUACAGUCUUAGAAACAAGACUGUGAUACAGGCCCUGAACAAAGCCAUCGCCCAUGCAACAAUGCAGCUUUUCCACUUAUUGCGAUGCAUUUCUGGACAGCGAUUCCACUGAUCUGCUGUCAUACUUCCAAUAAUAUCAGUGCCUGUGUAUGGGCCUCCAAAUCUGCCUCGACACUGAGCAAUGCACUUGUCUGUCCACCGGGGUGGUCUCUACCUUCGUCCGGAACGGGGCUGGUAUUGAGGGGCACUUACUGAGCAGAGUGAGUGCCUGAGCUCAGCUGCAGGAGGGAUCCACCCUGCACAGCUCUACGUAGAGACUGGAUUUUGUCUAG
This is a messenger RNA of Cuculus canorus (common cuckoo), 1201 nucleotides long. Its product is annotated as olfactory receptor 49-like. Gene Ontology annotation, cellular component: membrane. The record is from RefSeq and is a predicted model, not a curated record. The transcript has a single exon. The coding region runs from base 1 to 981 and encodes 326 amino acids. Gene Ontology annotation, biological process: G protein-coupled receptor signaling pathway. Gene Ontology annotation, molecular function: olfactory receptor activity; G protein-coupled receptor activity. Lineage: Eukaryota; Metazoa; Chordata; Aves; Cuculiformes; Cuculidae.